Molecule: messenger RNA, 1305 nt
Organism: Cydia strobilella
Lineage: Eukaryota; Metazoa; Arthropoda; Insecta; Lepidoptera; Tortricidae
Exons: 5
Coding region: 52-1032 (326 amino acids)
Cellular component (GO): lysosome
Molecular function (GO): cysteine-type endopeptidase activity
Source: RefSeq, a predicted model, not a curated record
AAAUAAAAUCAACAUUGAGUCUACUGGGAGCGUUUUAGUAAGUUCAUAAGCAUGCUUGUGCCGGUUGUUUUGGCGACUGUCUGCCUUGCCAGCAGCACGGUCUUAGCUGCAUAUGACAAACCAUUGUACGACGUGGAAGACGCUGAAAACCUGUUCAAGGACUUUGUCAAAGAUCAUAAGAAAGUAUACAAUCGAAGAGAGUAUUUUGAAAGGUUUGAGAUUUUCAAGGAAACCUUAAAAGACAUAAAUGAGAGAAAUGCCAUGUUUCCUGAUACUACAUUUGCAGUAAACCAUUUUGCUGAUCUCAAGCCUCAUGAGCUGCAGCACUACCUUGGUUUCAAACCCUCAAAUGAAACAAUAAAGAAAGUGAAAAUCCCCAAUAGGCCACAUCCUCUCCCUGAAGGAUUCGACUGGAGGUACCACCAUGCGGUUUCACACGUUAAGAGCCAAAAAUUAUGUGGUAGCUGCUUUAUCUUCAGUGCUAUUGGCAAUAUUGAAGGACAGUACGCCAUUAAACAUGGCAAAUGCUUAGCCCUAUCCGAAGGACAGGCCCUUGAUUGUCUAGAUUCUGGAACUUGCUCUGGAGGGUCGCCGGCUGAUGUAAUGGGCGAAUUAGUUAAAAAGAAAUUAGAAAAAGAAGAGCACUAUACAUAUAACCCAUUUAAAGGAGUAUGUAAAGAAGACGAUCUUAAAGGAGUUGUACAGAUGACAGGAGAGAUCUUACAAUUAGAUAUUGAAGAAGAAAUGGAUUUGAGGGGUUAUUUGGUACACUUCGGACCUCUGUCAAUUGGUGUAAACGCCAAAGACUUUUUUCAUUAUAAUGGCGGUAUAUUAGAACCUAGUAAGUGCACAGGCUUACAGGCGAACCAUGCUGUGCUCUUGGUGGGAUAUGGAGAAGAAAAUGGCAAAUUGUUCUGGUCAAUUAAAAACUCAUGGGGUGCGGGCUGGGGCGAAAAAGGCUACUUGAGACUUUCAAGAGAAGGCAAUGCAUGUGAUAUUUUCGGCCAUGUCUUAACAACCUCCGUAUUUUAAUGAAAAUAUUAUACUUUGUUUGAGUUUUAUUGUAUUAACAAUAUUACAAUAAUAAUAUACAUUAACAAUUUUCGUCUAUAAAACCUAAUACAAUUGCCCGGAACAUGGUCCCCAGGACGCUUGCUGCAUUUCCCCUUUGGACAGCCACUGAGCGAAAUAAGCAUUCACCCGCUCGAAGGUCGCCAGACACCCAGACAAGUUUAUGAUAAAUUUCUUUAUUUUAUAGAAAGUUUUAUUUGUUAUCUUUUUUGUAAAAUAAAAUAAUUCGCUGCC